Molecule: messenger RNA, 1280 nt
Organism: Teleopsis dalmanni
Lineage: Eukaryota; Metazoa; Arthropoda; Insecta; Diptera; Diopsidae
Product: ribokinase-like
Exons: 6
Coding region: 153-1130 (325 amino acids)
Molecular function (GO): kinase activity
Source: RefSeq, a predicted model, not a curated record
UGUCAUUUCAAAAUUUGUUUAUUUGUGCUUGAAGUAAAACUAAAAGUGACUUAUUAGUAAUUGAGUAUUUAAAUCUGUUUUUACAAGGUUGUUGCAAUAACUUGCAACAUAAUUGUUAUGUAAAAUAAUUAUAUCUUAAUGUAUGGGAAGUAAUGGCCAAUGAUGGAGUGGAAAACAAUGUUGAAAUCAUUAUUAUUGGUAAUCUCUCUAUUGAUUGCAUUAGUUUUGUGCCAGGGCUACCCAAACUGGGAGAGUCAGUACGAAGCUAUAAGUUCCGAGCUGAUUUUGGUGGAAAGGCAGGGAGUCAGUGCAUUGUUGCAGCUAAACUCGGCGGCUGUUGUGGUUUUGUUGGGAAUUUAGGUACUGGCAUUUGGGGAGACAAGUAUUUUAAGUCCCUGGAAGCUUUAAAUGUUGAUGCAACAUUUUUGAGAAUAAACAACAAACGGCCCACUGGAAUGACGCAGACCCUUAUCUCUGACGAUGAGGACCGUGUAGCUUUACAUGUGAAUGGUGCUAAUGAUUUGCUUCAUAUAAAUACCAUUGAAGACGCCUUUGCAAAAUUUAAUGAUGCCAAAAUCCUGCUUUGUCCACUUGACAUGCCAAAAAAAAUGAUGCUAGACACCUUAACCUCAUUCAAAGCAAUAUCCAUAGUGAGUUCAGCUUCCGGAUUACAUACCGAAUCUUCAGAUAUUAUUAAAUUAGCGUCAAUAUUUAUUUGCAAUGCAGACCAAGCUGGUCGUCUAAUUGCAAAAUUUGAUAUUUUUACAUUGAACGAUUGCAAGGUAGCCAUUAGUAAACUUUUUGAAAUGGGCGCCAAAAUCGCUAUAAUAACAAUGGGUGUACUUGGUUCCGUAUAUGCCAAAAAUGAAACUCCGCUGGAGUAUGUUGAGGUGCCUAUACGCAGAGGAGUUAUGUGUAGAACAUCUUACGGUGCAUUUGAUGGGUUUGUUGGUGCAUUGGCUUUUUUUAUGGUUCGUUAUCCAGAUCAUGAAAUGCACCAACAUGUUGGAGCUGCAAAUGAUGUCGCAUCUUAUACAAUCAAAUGUGCCCUUAACGAAGGAAAGUUCUACAGAGCAAAGGAAAUUGAUCUUAAUAAAACCAUUUAUCCAUAUCAAAAAUAUCCUCACUAAAGAGGUUUGUUUAAUUCAAAAACUAACCUUUGUGUUUUGAAGAAAUACUUCAUUUCAAAUAUAUUUAAAAAUUAAAAAAAUGUUAAAAAAUUUGGACUAAAAGAGGAAAAAAACAAUGCGAAACUAUUAAGCCUUCAGAUCAUUUAAUUU